GCUUUAAAAAUAAAAGAAACAGAAGAGGGGGGGGGGGGGUAUUGUUAGGGAUGGAGUUCAGCGGUCAAGGAAAAGGAGGAAGGAUUGAUAAAGACUAAAACAAAAUUGUGACCUUUUUUUGAAUUUGUGAUGUAUCUUGGGACACAAUUUGAAGUGCGAAUGAAACAUUUAUAGUAUUAUAGUAUGAUAUUCAAAAGUUAAAAGCAAAAAAACGCAGCAUCAAGAGGACAAGCAACAGCAGAGAGUGAUUGGAAAAACUCAACACGUUGCAACAAAAACAAACCAGAGAGACAACGUGGGUUUAAAAUAGAUGUUGCUAAUAGUUCCUCGCCUUAUUCAGAGUCAAAGGGGAAGCUGUUAGAAAUGUGAAACUUGAGUGCAGCUGUUUUAAUCGGCUCCGUCAAUGUGAGGAGCAAAUAGACACGCUGGUGUCUGUGCAGAGCAAAUCCUCGAAGGCCUGAUUCUAACACUGAAGACUUUUGGAAUUUGUAAAUAAUUCUCUCUCUCUGUCUCUGUCUGCAGGCCGGUGGGAACACCGUUUGAAGACGGAACGUUUAAGCUGCUGAUAGAGUUUUCAGAGGAGUACCCAAACAAGCCUCCCACAGUUCGGUUUGUCUCCAGAAUGUUUCACCCAAAUGUUUACGCAGAUGGCAGUAUAUGUUUAGACAUCCUUCAGAACCGCUGGAGCCCCACGUACGACGUGUCGUCCAUACUCACCUCCAUCCAGUCGUUGCUGGAUGAGCCAAACCCGAACAGCCCGGCCAACAGUCAGGCCGCUCAGCUCUAUCAGGAAAACAAGAGGGAGUACGAGAAGAGGGUGACGGCCAUCGUGGAGCAGAGCUGGGUGGACGUGUGAGCUCCUCCUCCUCCUCUUCAUCAUCAUCAUCACAGUACUCCAGUCUUUCAUUUAUACCUCAUCAAGAAAGAAUAAAAAAACAGCAACUAUAUCAGAAGAACUCAAGUGCCACCCUGAAUACAAACACAAACACCAGAAUGGACAUUAACACGCUUGCCAAUACAUUUGAGGAAGACGAGGAAGGGUAAAUAAAUCUUAUAUUUGUGUUUCUUGUCCUUAAUUUUACUUUUUGUUUUAUUGCAUGAUGUGAAAUAAGUUAUUGCUAACAGAAUUUGUAAUAUAUCUUUGUGGAUUGAUGCAGUUAGAGGUUUGAGUUUUACACUUUUUGUUUGUUUUACCUUUUGGAAGUUUUCCUUUUUUUUGUUGUUGUAACGUCUGCUGGUGUGCACACAACUCGGCUUUUAGGAAAGAUGACCGAAUCAGCAUAUUUCGAAGAGUAACAAUCCAAAAAAAAAAGCCUUUCAGAGUCGGAUCCAUCGCAGCUCAUCAGGAACAACCGGCUCUGUUCCAGCAUAUCUCUGAUAUUUUAGGAGACGCCGUCGGUUCGAGGCUCACAGACGUCACAGGAUCGGCCGCUCUGAGCUUUAUAUUCCGCUCAUCAGGUAGACGAGUACAUUAGAGAGAUGAAAGUAAACAUCAACACCACGAGUCCCGGCUGAGCCCAGGAGACAGGCAGACAUAAUCCUGAAGUCUGCUCAGUGAGUCUUCCUGUUGUCCUCUGUGUCCGAGUGUCUCUUUUCUUAAUUGUUAUCAAAACCAGAGGCGCUCAGGAGUCUCCACAGCGCUUUAGGAUGUUCUUGAAUGGUGGUGCUGCUAUAUCAUGUUUAAACGACAGCAGUGUUCUCGGUUCCAUUCUGCUCACUUUCUAUAAGAGCUUUAUCGGUUGUCAUAGCUCAUAAUGUAUCUUGGCGAGUAGAAAGAAGAUGAAUGUAGAACUACAUCCGCUGCAGAAAGUAAACCCGUCAGUGUUUUUGAUCUCUCUUAAAAUGACACAUUUGACAUUUUAAAUUUAGCGAAUGAGCAGAAGAUGAAAGCAGCGCCGUCUCGAUGAAAACAUUUAAGAGGAUGGACUGCGGUUUGAAUCAACCGUUCCCUCCAAAAGCCUCAAGUUGUCUUCACGCCUGUGUUUUGUCUCUUAUUUUAUUUUGUUUGUGAAACCCAAUUUAAAAAAAGACUCGUUGAGUAUAUUAACUCCAGAUAAAGAAUCCACAGAAGAUGGUCGUCAUAAAACAGAGUUCUCGCAAUUUAUUUCACCCAAAAAACAAACACAGAAGGGAUAUGUUACGAAGAUUUUGUGAAUUAAACGAAAAAAAUGUAUACUUAUAACAAUAUGCUGUAUAAACAUAAUAAAAGACAUUUUUCAGAGUUUGA
Molecule: messenger RNA, 2227 nt
Organism: Anarrhichthys ocellatus (wolf-eel)
Lineage: Eukaryota; Metazoa; Chordata; Actinopteri; Perciformes; Anarhichadidae
Gene: ube2b
Product: ubiquitin-conjugating enzyme E2B (RAD6 homolog)
Exons: 4
Coding region: 623-856 (77 amino acids)
Source: RefSeq, a predicted model, not a curated record